CAGACGGCUUGCUACUACUCGUCCGCUACCAAGGAGUAUCGUUGAUAUGUCUGAUUCUAUUGAUCGCGUGUUUGUGAAGGCAAUCUCAACAAUCCGUGCGUUAUCGACGAGAACAGGAGCUGGAUCUCUACCUCGUCCUCCAGUGGAGGCUAGAAUAAUGCUAUAUGGGUUGUAUAAGCAGGCAACUGAAGGCAAUGUUGAGGGUGUAAUGGACCGGCCUCUGGGGUCAAGACCUGAAGAUGAGAACGCUAAGCGCAAAUGGGACGCGUGGAAGUCUGAGGAAGGCUUAUCCAAAACUGAGGCUAAACGUCGAUACAUUUCUUAUCUCAUUGAAACCAUGAAGACAUAUGCUACUGGCUCCAAUGAUGCCAGGGAGUUACUUUCAGAGUUGGAAUACUUAUGGGACCAAAUAAAGGACAUUGAUCCUACCCCUACGCCUCCAAUGACACCAAGAGUGGCGAGCCAUUACAAUACAAGUCAGUAUAACGGAUCCAUGUAUGGUUCGACUGCGUACAUCAGUGGCGGAGGCGGGUACGACGACUUACAAUCAGAGCUGAGAGACGUUGCCAUAAUGAAGAGAGAAGUUGCGAUGGCACUACGGAAGGUGAGUCUAGAGUUGGAAAAGGUCAAAAAGGGCAAAGAGAGCAAAGAAUGGGAAGGGUUCAAGAGAAUGGUUAGAUUCUUGUGCAAUAUCAUUGGAGGUGUUCUCAAAAGACUCUUAGUGGACUUGAUGGUUGUCUUGAUGAUCUUGAAAUUCAUCAAGUUCAAACAAGGGCUGGAUCUGAACCUAAACAGCGAUGGUGAAGUGGUGCAUGGCUUGGUCAACAAGAGUCUACUGUGGAUCUUUAAGCUAUUAGACAAAUGUAAUUUGAUCGGGUGGAAGAAGAUACACAUCGACGUUCUGUGAAACACUCCAUAAUCUAACGUUAUACAUUCUCAAUUCAUUGGAAUACAAUAUAUAUAAAUGCCAUCAUAAUAG
This is a messenger RNA of Williopsis jadinii, 979 nucleotides long. RefSeq names its product acyl-CoA-binding domain-containing protein. The record is from RefSeq and is a predicted model, not a curated record. Gene Ontology annotation, molecular function: fatty-acyl-CoA binding. The coding region runs from base 47 to 907 and encodes 286 amino acids. NCBI's taxonomy places the organism in Eukaryota, Fungi, Ascomycota, Saccharomycetes, Phaffomycetales, Wickerhamomycetaceae. Gene Ontology annotation, biological process: fatty acid metabolic process. The transcript is spliced from 4 exons.